Molecule: messenger RNA, 216 nt
Organism: Auanema sp. JU1783
Lineage: Eukaryota; Metazoa; Nematoda; Chromadorea; Rhabditida; Rhabditidae
Source: the annotation of a GenBank genome assembly
AUGCUUUCGAGAUGGAACAAUCGGAUUUUAGUAAAGCAAGCAUGGAAAUUGGAAAGAACUUCAUUAUUCGGGUGCAAAGAGGUGAUUGCUUCAGCUACUAAAGAUUCAUGUUAUUGUGUAAACUUGAUCAUCUUGACGCCGUCAAUCCAAGUAAUCAUUGUCGUUUGCUCAUGCUGCACGUUCACAUUAUUCUCCUCGUCAACACAACUAGAAUAG